AUGUACUCUAUCUCUAUUCAAAUGAUUUUCCUAAAUUAUAAUAAUAUUUACGCACAAGUGCUUGUGGUUCUUGCAAGAAAUGGUAGAAGAUUUCCAGGAAAAGGAUUAUUGAAACGAAAUAUUAAACGAAGACGAUAUAUAAUUUAUAUAUCAACAAAUCAAAUUUGGAAUAGGAUUUCAGCUCAACGAAAUACCUUAGCUGAAAAUUCUAACCUUAUCAAUCAAGACCUCAUGACCCGUAUGACGAAUAAUAAUAAUAAUACUCUUCUUGACAGAAUUUCUCAAAUAACCAUACCACAAGAAACUAAUAAUACCUUUGAAGAUAAUUUUUUUAACGGGACAAGUUUUGCCGAUAACAACGACCGCCAGGAUCCGCUUCUAUGUUCCUUUGAAUGCUGCAUAACAAUUGAUGCCUUCUCAGGAGCAUAUGAGAAACGUAGCUGCAAGUGUCCCAUGUUUUAUGGAUUGGCCUUCCAACAGUUCAUAUUUAAAAUUUAUGCGCUAUUGUUAAGAGAAGCAGCAGCACAAAAAUAUCGGGAUUUAGAGAAGGAGGAAUGGUCAAAAUUAUUAAAAAUUUAG
Funneliformis caledonium is the source of this 579-nucleotide messenger RNA. NCBI's taxonomy places the organism in Eukaryota, Fungi, Glomeromycota, Glomeromycetes, Glomerales, Glomeraceae. The record is from the annotation of a GenBank genome assembly.